AUGUCCAAUUCUCAAUUAAAUUCCAAUCAAGUUCUAUUAUCAGCUGCUGGCGUUGAUAUUUCACGUUUAAACCAAGGAAUUAUUAACCAAAGUUUUCUGCCGGCUUCACAAACUGCUAAUACAUUUCCGGUUGCGACAAAUAUGUCUUUAAACCAAAAUUUAUUACCUUCACAAAUUAAUUCUUUAACACAAUUAUCUUUACCUCCGCAACAAAACAUCAACCAAGAAAUAUUUAUAACCCCUAAUCAACCCACAACUGGUACAAUACUUUUAUCGAAUGGGACCAUGAUAAAUCAAAACGUGGCGACAGCAGCAGCAAAUUAUGCUGCUUAUUGGCAAUCAAUGAAUUUGUUAGACCCAUUAAAUAAUGCCGCGUCUACUCGGAUUAGACCGGAAGUUCGGCAAGAUAUAAGGUCCUUUCAUUCAAAUGAGUUCAUUGAAGAAAAUAAUCACAAAGAUUACUCUCAAAAUUGGAGCGAAGGUAGUUAUCCUCUAAAUAAUAGAGAGGUGUGUCAUAGAAAUCAAAAUUUUUAUAAGGAAUCCAAUUGGCAAGACAGUUAUCAUGAACAAAGUUGGCGAGACAAUCAUUAUAAAGAGCAAGGCCGGCGAGAAGAUCGAGAUCAUGUUGAUCCUAAAUUAAAUCGACAAGAUAUCAAAGAAAGGAAUAAUCGUCGUUAUCCUCCCCGACCCGCUAUUGAGUAUCCAUUAUCUCGUUGCCUUCCAUCAUGCGAAGAAAUCCCUGAUGCUACGGCACGUCUUACCGAAACAAUCCGCCUUUGGUGGAUUGAUAAUGAAGGAACUGCUCUAAAAGAAUUAGAAAAAUUGGAUCUUCAGCCGCAACUUGAUUUACAACAGUGGAGAACAAUUGCUUUAAACCAAUUUGUAAAUUUGGAGUUGUUUGUCAACAUUCGAAAUAUAUUGCAAUGGUUGAAAGCCUUCACCAUUUAUACCGAAGCAGUUUUAACAUUGUAUCCUCACCGACGUGAAGAACUUGAUACUUACGAACGUCAUAUUGUUGAAAAGAGUGAUAAGUAUCCUUGUGAGGUUGUUUUUAAAUAUGACCACGAAAGAAGGAUGAAAUUAUGUGAUAAUCGACAAUUGACAUUGUUAAUGUCUGCUCCAGAAACGGAGAAUCGAUAUUUCUAUCCUAUUGUUGAACACCGAACAGGUUUUAUUAGUCUUAAGAAGGAUCGUUGGGAUCAAAUCGCUUACGAUGAAAGAGGCAAAGAAAUAUGCAACAAAUAUAAUUUUGAAAGAUGUCAUUAUCCUUAUUGCAAACGAUCUCAUGUCUGCAUCGUUGAUAAAUGCGGUGGCUUGCAUCCUGCACGAUUGUGUCCCACGAAAAAAUCAGGUUCAAACACAAAGUUUGGCAGAAGACAGAAUAUCAUGAGUAGAUUAGGUUCAAAUUCGAGUCAAGAUAAUAAUUAUUUGAAAGGGAGUAAAUACGCUAAUAAGAGCCGUCGUAAUAGUUUCAAUCAAGGUAAUAAUAACAGAACUACCAAUUUCAGAGGUAAUGGUAGGGCUAUCGUUGAUUGUAAUGGCGUUAAUAAUGAUGUUGAAAUCGACAAAUGUGAUCAAGUCAGGGAGGAUAUCGAAGUACAUAAAUUCCUUGAACAAGAAAUGGAACGGAUCAAAGAGAAUGAGAUCAAAAAAUUCAAAGAUAAAGAAGAUACUGAUAGAGUCAAGCGAGUAGAUUCUGAAAAUAAUAAUGUGACAAAACUUGAACGAGAAGAGACUGAACAAGACAAGGAAAUAAUGCCCGAAAAAUGCGAUUCAAAGAUCGAGGAAGAAGCGAUGACAAAAUCUGAUGAGAAAAAUAAACUAAAAAAGAAGUAG
Funneliformis mosseae is the source of this 1836-nucleotide messenger RNA. The record is from the annotation of a GenBank genome assembly. Lineage: Eukaryota; Fungi; Glomeromycota; Glomeromycetes; Glomerales; Glomeraceae.